Molecule: messenger RNA, 6527 nt
Organism: Belonocnema kinseyi
Lineage: Eukaryota; Metazoa; Arthropoda; Insecta; Hymenoptera; Cynipidae
Gene: wde
Product: activating transcription factor 7-interacting protein 1
Exons: 13
Coding region: 423-5585 (1720 amino acids)
Biological process (GO): regulation of DNA-templated transcription
Cellular component (GO): transcription regulator complex; nucleus
Molecular function (GO): protein binding; transcription coregulator activity
Source: RefSeq, a predicted model, not a curated record
AGCAGGCAAACUUGUCGAUAAACUCGGCAUCUCCGAGUUGAACGCGGCAUUAAUUUUUUUACUUUGUGCGAAUAAUAUUGAGUAAUUUUGAUAAGGCAAGAUUGACGAUAAUCGAAAACGUGACAGCCAAUUUUUUGCGCACUUUUAACGACACGCCGUUUCCAUAGUUACAGUUAUUUUCGCAAUGUAGUUCGAGCGAUCACUGUGUGUGACGUCAGGGACACACCGUCUCACUUUGCUUUCAGCUGCUCGUUUAUGGCGCAGGGACGUCAAAUCAAAGUGGUUUGAGUGGCCCAAAUCAAUUCUUAUCCAACAUUUUAUCCGAAGAAAGAAAUUUUAUGAAGAAUAUGAAUCACUGAGUAGUAGCAUUAUGGGAGUAACGGGAUCUCUGUGACUUUUCGAAUUCCUUCCUCUCUUUGAUAAUGGAGGCAGUAAGAAUCGACACACUUCCUUCUACCGAAUCAAACAAGCUUUGCUCUUUACUAAGUACUGAUGCACGUGAUUCGAAUGAUAUAUCGAAGGAAAAAGAGGAAGAACUUUUGUACGGUGCAGGUGAGGAUGUUGAUGAGGACGAAGCUCUCUCUGACGACAGCUUGCGUUUGAAAUUUUCUGAUGACGAGGAAGCUGAUCAAGACGAUGCUGGCUCCUCCUCUGAACAUUUUUAUAAGCCAGUGAAGGAAGAAGACACGUCUGAGGACGCGAAAUCUGAAACUUCGGAAGCGUUUGACACAAACACAGAGGAAAAGUUGCAGUGCCAGGCAAGUUCUGCAAGCGAAUCAAAAUUAAUUGGCGAAGAAAGUAUUGUCGUCAAGUCGGACGAGCAGUGUGUCGAAGAAGAGCAGAGAAAAAUUGUGGAUGGUUUAGAGGAGUCAGAGAGUAGUUGCGUUGAAGCUGCGCAUGAUCAGGAUACAGUCAUGAACGGAAACGACCCGAGAUAUUUUCAAAGUGUUAUCAGGCCGAACUUUGAGAAUCGAUGGAGGCAAAAUUCGCCCCGUGCACGCACAUCUUUCAACAAUCAUUCGUCCCAUCAGCGCUCCUAUUAUCCCGAGACUAAUUUCCGAUCCUCGGAAUCUGAGCACAUGAACAGCAGGUAUUAUAACAAACAGAAUCAUUAUGGGAGAACAAGAGGAUCGAGCAAAUCCCAUCAUCAGAGUUAUAGUGAACACAAUAAUAGGAAUUCGAGUGAGCACAGCAGUAGGAGUUCAAAGUCGCGAUCAUCCCUGGACAGAAGAAAAGAUUCGCCCUACUCGUCAUCAUUGCGCGUCAUUGAUACCAGCGGCAAAAGAAGAUCGGACCAGGAGAAGAGGGAUUCGAGGAGCAAAGCGGAGAGGAGGGAAUCGCGAGGCAGUGACAGGAAGUCGGAGCCGAUUAGCGUACGCGAACGCGAUCGCGAUCAUAAAAUGGAUGUUGUUGAAACCCCGGAAGAGGCAUUGUCGCCGGAGAAUGGGGAACACGAGAAGGAAAACUCCAAUGACUGUCCCACUGACUCGGAAUCGCUGCCGGUUGAGUCUCCUCUUGCUGAUGAAGUCACGAUUCCUAGUCUGCAGAAUGAAUCGAUGGAGGUAGAUGAUGUAAAAGAGCCGCCAACACCAGUAAAUGAAGAGGCACAAGAGGAGUCGCAAGAACCGUCAAAUGGGGAAUCGGAAGAAACAGCGAAUGAAGUGCUAAACGAGAAUUCAACGGAGGAGAUUCCAAAGACGAGUGAAGUUGAUGAGCCGGAACCGAUUGACGAGCAGGAACCGAUUGAUGAGCAGGAACCGAUUGAUGAGCAGGAACCGAUUGACGAGCAGGAACCGAUUGAUGAUCAGGAACCGAUUGACGAGCCGGAACCGAUUGAUGAGCCGGAGACGAUUGACGAGCCAGAGCCAAGUGAUGAGUAUGCGCAUUUGAAUGAGGCAACUGGUGAAUUUGCUGAGACGGAAGAUGUAGAGGCUGAUGAGAAUGUUGAGGUUGAAGAGUUAAAGAGCAAAGAGACUGAGGAGGAGGAGGAGGAGGAGGAAGAUGAAGAGAGUGAGGAGGUUGAGAGCGAGAAAGUUCAGAGUCCGGAUGACGAUCCAGAAAAUUGUGAAGAGGGUGAAGGAGAGCUGGGUUUUGAAACUCCGACUGAAGAUGCUUCAUCCCGAAAGGAUUCGAGUUUAUGCAAUAAUAAUGCUUCCAGCGAUACUUCUGUGAAGUGUGCGACUAAACCGAGUGACUCUGGUUCAGAAUUGGACAAUCUGCCGAAGGUUUAUCAGUGUCUGGAGGAAAUUGCGAGUAUGGAGGCUUCGCGACUCGCGGAGGAAGUUGAAAAGGAAGUGAGCACUGAAAAAGAAAUUGAGGAAGAAACUAUCAUUGAAGAAGAGGCCAUCGUUGAAGAAGAAGCCGUCAUUGAAGAAGAGGAGGAGGAGGAAGAAGAAGAAGAAGACAUGGAGAAGGCUGAGAGUACAAAAGAGUUGACUGAAAUUUGUGACGUGGAGGUUCAAAUAACUUCCGAAGAGAGUAGUACUAAAAAAUUGACUGAAAACGGCAACCCGGAUGUUCCAGUGACUUCCGAAAAUGUUGUCUCGAUGGAAGAGGAUGCGAGUUUGCCGGAUGAUGAUUUGAAGGAUCGAGAAUUGUUGAAAGAAUCGGAAUUGUUGAAUGAGGAGGAUCAUUCGAAUUUGUCGAUGGGAUCCGCUGAGACGGUGGUGGUCGGCCCCUCGAGGAGUGUCGAAAAACGUUUGGAUGAGGUCGAAAAAAUGGAUUUUGAUGAGAGUGCCUGUCAUUCCAAUGAAGACACGAAGGCUGAUGAUGAUAAGGAAACGAAUUCGGAAGAUAAUAGUGAGACUAUCGGGGCUUUGAUCAUGGAUGAGGACAAUGAGGCCAGCAAUGAUGUUGGCAAUGUUUCCGACGCUCAUGAUGUUAGAUCCGAUAGUAAUGAUGCCAGCAAUGACAUCAGCAAUGAGGUUAGCAACGAUGCUAAUACGGAAAUUGUGGGAAAGGUGGUUGAAGAUGAUAGUAAUUCUGGGAGUUUGCUUUUCACGGAAACCAAGGCUGUGGAAGAGGAGGAAAAGUGUGUGGAGGAAAUGAGUGUGGAGGAAAAGUGUGUGGAGGAAAAGUGCGUGGAGGAAAAGAGUGAGGAGGAAAAGUGUGUGGAGGUUUCGAAAAAGGAUACGAAGGACGUGGUGAAUGAUGCGGUUGAUGUUGAGGAGAAGAUGUGUGUGGAUGAUAAUGAGUGCCUUGAUGGAAAGCCAGAAACUGCCGUCGAGAUACGUCAAAUUGAAGCAGCAGUAAUUUCUAGCGAGGCAUCAGCGACUUCUAAUGAAGCAUCAUCAGCCGUUUCUAAUGAUGUUUCAUCGAAUGAGAGCAGUGGGAGCUCGGCGUCUGCCACUAUCACAAAAAAAGUAAUUGAUGAGAAAGAGAGUAAGACUGAAAGUACACCCACCGAGCAACGAAAGAGAGGUAGGCCUAAGGCAGUUCCACGCGAAACAACGGAAAAACCAUCACCAGCACCUGAAAUUGUACAAGGUGAAGGAACUGGAAGGCAAAAGCGAAGAACAGCUAAGAACGCGGAAGAAAUUAUCCGAACAAAGUUCUUAGGGAAUGACAGUGACGAUGAAAGUGACGAUUCGGGAAAAUAUGUGAGCGUGAAUUACAGAUCGAGAAACGAUUUACGUUCUCUGUCGCCGCCUUCUUUGAAGCGAAAUCUCGGAGAUGACGAUGACUCGUUUGACAGUGCAACUGUCAAGAAAAUUAAAAUGAGUCUGGAACCUCCGAAGCAUCUUAUUAACAAAAUUAAGGAUGAGGCGGAUAAGAAGAGCGAGGAGGCGAUUAGAAAUCUUGCCAGUGUUCGCAAAUUUUUCCAGCGGGAUGUCAAGGGACAACUGAAAAAAUUGAAGCAAGAGGAAUUGGAGGAAUUACUGAUUCAGAAGAUUGUUGAAACAAUCACAAUGAGCAGUGAAAUCGGAAAAUUGCGUGAGCAAGCACGUUUGUCGGAAAGGAAUCAGGAAGCGACUCGCACCAAGUGUCAACAAUUAGCUAAACAAAUUCAGGACUUCGAAAUGGUCCUGAAACGAAAUGCUGCGGACAGAAGUGCCGGCAAUGAUAAAUACGUUGCUCCCAUUAAGAUUAAUCGAUCAGUUGGAUUGCAAGUUAACUUCAUAUCAGAUCACGGUAUGCAGAAUAUGCGACAAAUUCAGCAAAAUGUAAAAUCAAGUUUAGCGAGUGCUGGUGGAGCGUCGUCGUCGUCGACUGACGGAACCGGAAAUCCAAGGAGGGGAAUAAAAAUACGUUCUCCUCGACGAUCGGAGAGUGUGACCAGUACGGUGAUGACACCUGCGGCCCAAUCUCAAGUCCAGUCGCCAACUGUUAAUCCGACAACUGUUAUUCCGGCAGCUUUAGUCUCGACGAAGCCAGUUGAACCUACUCGAAAUUUGCCGAUGCCCGUGCAAACAGUCACUGCACAGCCAUCGAUUUCGAGUAUGAAUAUCCGUUCACCAAAUAAAAUGGCUGCGAUGCAAGCGCUGCAGGCGACACAGCAGCAGCAAUCGCAACAAUUGCAACAGCAGUCUCAACAGCAGCAGCAGCAGCAGCAACAGUCUCAAGCCUCCUCUCAACAGACUGUUAUUCUUAAUGGAAAUCUGACGAGUCGUAUUCCGACAGCUGGCUCGCUCAAUGUGCAAAAAGCGGCGAAAGCUAAUAGCGAUCUUAUUGAUCUGACGGAUGAGGAGGAGAAGACGAAAAUCGAGUCGUCGAAAAAAUUGGGUCGUCACGUGUCGAAUGCGUUUAAAAAGACGCCCGUCGCGUUCACGAGUCAGGAGUCGCGUGUACUUUCAGCGACUGUCAGUGCACCCUCGAUGGUGUCGACAGCGACGAUUCUAUCGAACGCACAAAAUCAGAGAGCUAUUAUGCACAGUCACACGACGCCCCACUAUCAGCGGGUCAUUCAAGUGCCGACAAGUGUCGCUCUCGGAAAUCAGACUACUAAUAUCCGUUUGGUCCAGCCGAAUAGUCAAUCAACUCCUACUGCCUUAGUGAAUAAUAUAAAUGUAAAUGCACCUAGGCUCACUUAUUUAAUGCAGAGUGGAGGACAGCCCAGACAAAUCCUAAUAGCAAAUCCUAAUUCGAUUAGGCAAGGUAUAACCAAUAGGAAUCAAUUUUCAGCUCUUACGUAUAAGACAGCCAACGGAAUUCCAACUACUGCAAAUGGUACUUUAAGGCUUUUAACUGCACAGCCGAACCCUAAUGUCCAAAUUUCCAAGCAUCCUGCACCUUUACCAGAUCCUGGACCUGGUGAAACAAAUCCAAAUUGGAAACUGCCUCCUCCUGCUCCUACGUUGAAGAUAUCAAAAGUCUCUUCUGGUAUAGUAUUAUCUUGGAAUAUGCCGCUUUCCGAUAAACAUGCCGAUAUAGUUAGUUAUCAAUUAUUUGCAUACCAAGAGGUCAGCGGUACGCCCCCUAAUACAUCGUUGUGGAAAAAAGUGGGCGACGUCAUGGCUCUACCACUGCCAAUGGCAUGCACAUUAACUCAGUUUUCCGCGGGCAACAAUUACCACUUUGCCGUCCGGGCCGUUGAUUCACAUUCCAGACUUGGACAGUACAGCGUACCUGGAAACAUUUCUUUAUAGAAAAUGAAAUUUAAAAGAAAUGAAUCAUUUUUUUGCUCCUGACAAAAAACAAAACAAAAAAACCCCCCAUCUUCUCUAACUCCCGUUCUGUAUUUAACUAAAGCUUGUAUGUGUAACGGACUCAAAUUAUCAAUAAUCGACAUGUAAUAUAGGAAAUAUCGUUGCUCGGUUGAAUGUCUCGAAGAGUUUUUUUUUUUUUUUUUUUUUUUUUUAAUUAUUAUUAGAUAAUGGCAAUGUACGUUAGAAGUAAUAUGAAUAUCGUCGUCAGCGUAUGAAUAACAAUAAUAAUAAUAAUACGUUUGACUUGAGUAGGGCGUUGAUUGAUUGUGCCCGUGAAUACAAAGAUACUCGAAUUCGUGUAAGAUUUUAGUCAGUUGAUAAUAAAAAGUAAGUAGAAGUGAUUUCUUUCUCGACUAAGAUAACGCGAUUAUUUAUAAUAUAAUGAAAAAAAAAAAAGAAAAGAGUUACGAAUUGUGUCGUCGCGACUUUGUGCUGCACGCAAUAUAUAUAUAUAUUUUUUUUUUUCAAAGUGUGAUUAAUUACUAAUGAGCUCGUGUAUAAGGUAGAGACUUUAUAUUAAGAAAUAUGUGUAUAGAGAGGACGAUGAUUCAGAGGGAUGAUGAUGAUGAUCUUGAUAAUAAUUUUUUAAUGUAAAAAUAUAUAUGAAAUUUAACUUAGGUUAAUUGAUUUCUAAGCUCUAUCUUAAACAUCGCCUCUUUAUUUUUGAUGUUGUUACUUUUCUGGCACAAUAGUCAAUUUAGAAAUAAAGCAGUAGAGAAAAAUUGAAUUGGGUGCAAGGAAAGUAGAAGGUAUUUCUAAAUUGAUUGCUGUGAAUAUUUUACAUCACUCUUUAUUUCUACAUCAACAUUUCCAUACAGGUAUAACAUAAUUUAGCACCUAUUUGGUAUUUGAUAAAUUAUAUAUAUAUAUAUAUAAAUAAAA